CUCUCUCUCUCUCUCUCUCACAGAAGAAUAGAACUGGUUUUGGAAAACCCACACUAGUUACAAUAUCACAAAAAUGUCAAAGUGUUGCAUGCCAAUGCCUCCUCUUCAGCCUCCAUUACCAAUGGGGGGCCUGAUGAAAAAUGAGAGCGAACAUUGCCCAGUUUUUUAUGCUUCCAUUCUUCAACACCAAGCAAACAUACCCUCCCAAUUCGUUUGGCCCGACGAAGAGAAGCCGUCUUUGACCGAGGCACCGGAACUCCAAGUCCCCCUGGUUGAUUUAGGGGGCUUCCUCUCUGAAGACCCGACCGCCGUGUCAAAAGCGUCUUGGCAAGUUAAUGAUGCAUGCAGGAAACAUGGGUUUUUCCUAGUUGUAAAUCACGGGGUCGAUCCAAGGCUCAUAAACAAAGCUCAUGAGAAUGUGGAUUUCUUCUUUAGGAUGCAACUCUCAAUGAAGCAAAGAGCUCAAAGGAAGCCCGGCGAGCACUGGGGCUACGCGAGUAGCUUCACCGGCAGGUUCUCCUCCAAACUUCCUUGGAAGGAAACGCUUUCGUUCUGCUAUUCUGCCGAUGGUCAAUCAUCGGAAACUGUCGAGAAGUACUUCUUGAAUGUCAUGGGAGAGGAUUUUCGGGAGUUCGGGGAGACAUGCCAGGAAUAUUGUGAAGCAAUGAGCAACCUCUCCCUAGGAAUCAUGGAGCUCCUAGGAACUAGCCUAGGAGUCGGGCGGUCACACUUCAGGGAAUUCUUCAAAGGGAACGAGUCAAUAAUGAGACUAAACUACUACCCGCCUUGUCAGAAGCCUGACCAAACUUUAGGAACUGGCCCCCAUUGCGAUCCCACCUCUCUAACCAUUCUCCACCAGGACGAAGUGAGCGGCCUCCAAGUGUUUGUUGACGGAAAGUGGUACUCAGUCAGCCCGAACCCCGACGCCUUCGUCAUCAACAUCGGCGACACAUUCAUGGCUCUAUCAAAUGGGAUCUACAAGAGUUGCUUGCACAGGGCAGUGGUGAAUGAUCAAGCAGUGAGGAAGUCUCUGGCUUUCUUUCUGUGCCCGAGAAGGGACAAGGUGGUGACCCCACCAAGUCAAUUGGUUGACAAACAGGACUCAAGAAGAAUAUACCCAGACUUUACAUGGCAAACUUUCCUAGAUUUCACUCAGAAGCACUAUAGGGCUGACACAAAAACCCUUGAUGCCUUUUCCGAUUGGCUUCGAGAAAGAAGCAAUUGAUGGAGGCGCAAAACCAAACUUUUCCGAAUAUAAGCAGCCUUUUUCUCUUCUUUUCUCUUCUCGUUGUGCUAGUUGGGAGUACCUUCAAGUAUGAACACAUAUAUGCUGUACAGUGCUUAUGUUUUGCAAGAAAAUUUAUGCCUUCGGCUGUGG
Syzygium oleosum is the source of this 1378-nucleotide messenger RNA. RefSeq names its product gibberellin 20 oxidase 1-like. The coding region runs from base 74 to 1225 and encodes 383 amino acids. Gene Ontology annotation, molecular function: gibberellin 20-oxidase activity. Gene Ontology annotation, biological process: flower development; gibberellin biosynthetic process; unidimensional cell growth. The transcript is spliced from 3 exons. NCBI's taxonomy places the organism in Eukaryota, Viridiplantae, Streptophyta, Magnoliopsida, Myrtales, Myrtaceae. The record is from RefSeq and is a predicted model, not a curated record.